AUGUCUCGUACAUCUUCGAGGCAGGCUGCCUCUCUUCCUUCCUCGCCGUACCAAAGCAGGAAUGGCAGGAGAAGCUCGACUUCGUCAUCUGAUGGAUGGUGGGAGCAUGUGCUUCCAGAAGGCCAGUUGGCCGAGCGUCUCCGCAAGGCUCACGAGCCCAACGCCAAUUCUCUGAACGUACCGACGUCCACUUCCAGGCGGGGACGGAGAGAUAUCAGCAGCACCCCUACCACGCCUCGUCUGCAGACUCUUCCUGCGCCACGCAGCAUUGUGUUUCCCUCAAGAGACAUCCCGGAUGUAGAAGGCUCAAGCGCAGGCUCUCGUGCCUCUUCCACCGUCGGCUCUGUAUCAUCCAUGCGGACCAACUUCGACAAGCCUUUGAAGAGCCCGAGAUCCGCAAAGCUAGCUGAUACAAUUGACACUACAAGGAAGGGCAAGACUCCGCUGCGAGGCAGUGAGGCCCCUCGAAGCAGGCCGCAAUCGCUAAAGGAGCCUUCAGGUAUUACGACUACGGAUACAAGGCGGAAGCCGCUCUCGCAGGUGUCUUACCAGCCCAAGCCGUUUCCGUCGCUCUCGUUAUACGGAUCACGAUCGCCACUGUCGAGCACGCCAGAGGUCAGUUCUGGCUCGGAGGCAGAGGACGAUGCAACAAGCUCAUCAUACCGCAGACGGACACGAUCAGCUGUAUCUCUCUCUGCAAUGGGUGCUGCACAGACGCACACGUCCGCCGCAUCUUCUUCUUCUCAUUCCACGCAACUCUCCUUUCAUUCCUCGUUCUCCCGUAGUACAGGCAGAGCUGCCUCUCGAAAGGUCAACUUCGAGCUGGACCAGGCAGCGCCUCUCAAGUCCGAGGGAGUCGCAAGUCGCACUCCUCAGUCAUCCGAAAGGCCAACGAGGACCGGGCUAUUCGCUGCUGAGGGACUCCUCAAUCCGCAAUUCUUCCAAGCUCUCCCAUCGCGGCUACCCGCCGACCCCACGUCAGGUUUGCCGCAGAGACGUACUACCGAGCCGCCCACAAAUUCGAACCACUCAGCAAUAGAAUCUCUUGCAGCAAGUGGAGCUCAGCACUGGUUCAAUUCUGCGUCCUCCAGUACAAUGUCUCGGAGACGGACCAGGACCUUGUCUAGAGAUGGCUUCGCAUCCCAGCGUACCGCGACUUCUCGACGUCCUGGCUCUGCCGGCGAAAUGGCUCAUCAGAGCCCUCGAGGCUCCAUUCAUCUCUCGGAUGGGGAAAAGGACAGAAUCAAGCAAUCCCUCGCGGCUCGAAGAACCGGUGGGAGCGUGCCGGAAAGUAAAGCUGCUCUUGAGUACCCUACGCCGUUGGACCUCCAACACCUGCCUCUAUCUCGCUCUCUGCAACACGCCCAAGAUUCUUUAUUCAGGACUACUACCAACGCGCUAGGUUUCUCAAGGUCGCUUCUAUCUGUGCCAGGCCCCCUGUUUAGACCGCUACUGCACUUCACACUCAUCUGGUGUGUUUCGGGAGCGACCGUCAUGGCUCUGGUAGGCUGCCUGAUGAUGAGCUACUUCCUGACCGCUUGGGACGAUGUGGCCCCCAGUCGCAAAUGGGCUCACUCGCAAAGCAAGGGCAAACAAAGGGCUGCCUCUGAAAUGAGAGAAGGGCAGUACGAUGAUGACUCGGGGUCGAGUACAAUCAGUUCAGAUGGGCUGAACACGGGAACCAACACCACGGCUACCACGACUUCUGGCGAAACCUCCCCUGGCACGAACCCUUCCAGUCGUCGCAGCAGUACGACGAUGGAGCUCACCAGGCACGCAUUGGACCAUCUCGUGCUCCACCCGCUCACCUACGCCGCCAGCGUACCCAUUGCCGUCGCCAAGAGUUUCACACCCUCAAUGGUCGAGUCGGCCUCGGCUUCCAGUCGUCGAGCCUCCCUCGCAGCGGAGGACGCAAUGAGGCAUCCCAGUAGUCUUCAUCGACACCCAAGUGCUGCGAACGAGGUCGUUUCUCCACCACUGACUUCGCCAGCCUCAUCGAACAAAUCGGCACCUCCUCCUCCUCCUCCAAAACCCAAAGACCUCCCACCACGACCACCCCUCUCGGCACUUAUACCCAGCAUGCUCUUCACGAUUCUCAUUGCCGUUGGAGCAGGUCUAGUUGGUGGUUGGGCCAAAAAGUACAGUAAGCCCACGCCUCGCAGUACACCUUCUGCUUCAGCUGCAAAUUCGGGACGCACGACUCCUACGACGAGUAAGGCUCACGCUGCUGCUAUCCCUGUGGAGGAUGAGGAUAGCACGGAGCGAGAAGAGGAGGCAGAUGCGAUGUAA
Molecule: messenger RNA, 2289 nt
Organism: Microstroma glucosiphilum
Lineage: Eukaryota; Fungi; Basidiomycota; Exobasidiomycetes; Microstromatales; Microstromataceae
Exons: 1
Coding region: 1-2289 (762 amino acids)
Source: RefSeq, a predicted model, not a curated record